Phycomyces blakesleeanus NRRL 1555(-) is the source of this 1549-nucleotide messenger RNA. RefSeq lists its product as hypothetical. The coding region runs from base 359 to 967 and encodes 202 amino acids. NCBI's taxonomy places the organism in Eukaryota, Fungi, Mucoromycota, Mucoromycetes, Mucorales, Phycomycetaceae. The record is from RefSeq and is a predicted model, not a curated record. Gene Ontology annotation, molecular function: DNA binding. The transcript is spliced from 2 exons.
UUCAUUUUUUCCUUCUUUUUUUUUAUUUAUAUAUAUAUAAUUUUAUUUAUUUAUUUAUUUUUUUAAUAGAAAAAAAAAAAAAGUAAAUAAAACAAAGAGAGAGAAAAAAAAAAGAACAACAUUCAUUCACAUAAAACGCACCUUUUUCUUCUUCUCUACUUACCUUUUCAUUAUUACGCUUUAUCUUUUUCUUAAAAGCACAAAUAUCACCAGCAUCGUCUCUAAAAAAAAAAGAAAAAGAAAAAAAGCACAAAUAUUUUUAUUAUCAUCAUUUAUCUAUCUAUUCAAUUGAAUUGAAUUGAAUCUUCUUGUUAAAACAAACAAACAAACAAACAAACAAACAAGCAAGCAAACUAAAAUGGAAUCGUUUAUUGGUUACAUCAAAUCUCCUCAGGAUGCCCUCAUCGUAUUCGAAGCCUGUAGAAGAGGACAACUCAAUAGGGUCCAACGUCGAUUGUCAUCCAAAGAACGAGUCCAUAUCUCAUCUGGCUCAGUAUUUGCCUGGGACGAACGGGAAGCUGGCAUGCGACGCUGGACUGACGGCAGAACAUGGUCACCAAGCCGUGUUCUGGGUAGCUUUCUGACCUAUCGCGAACUAGACACCAAGCGCCGGCCUCGUCUGUCUUCAUCAUCAUCAACCUCAUCACUCCCUAUUACCAGUAAAGCAUCAGCAGCAUGCUCAUACAAGACCGACGGACUCAUCAAACAGAGCUUCUCAAUCUGCACAGCCACCAACCAAAAACUACAUCUCAUUUCGUACUACUCAAAGUCUGACAUCAUUGCCUCCCGUCUCAAGCGGCCCUCUGCCGACCCUCUCUUGAGCAAGAUCGUUAUUCCCAAGGGUCUCUAUCCAGAACUCAACCCACUCGACACCAGCGGCGGCCACUCUGCCACAAAUAUUCUAUCCUACCAAUCCAAGACAUUGCCUGGGAAAGACUGCCAUGUUCUGAAGACCGACGACAACUGAGUGCCCUACAGGGGCUCGUACGACUUUAAAAUCCUCUCUCUUCUCUUAUUAUUAUUAUUAUUAUUAUUAUUAUUAUUAUUAUUAUUAUUAUAUACACCCACCAACCCACCCAUACAUACAUACACACAUACAUACAUACAUACAUACAUACAUACAUACAUACAUAUAUAUAUAUUCACACUCUCUUUUAUUCUAUUACUCAUUAUUACUACUUACUAUAUUACUAUCAUUCCUUUCCUAUCAUUUUUUUCUCUAAAAAAGAAAACAACAAGAACUAUAUAUCUAUCUAUCUAUCAUUAAUUAUUAUUAUAACAAUGAUAAUGGUAAUAAUUAUUUAAUUAAUUAAUAAUGCUAAUACUAAUACUAAUACUAAUAAUAAUAAUAGAAAUACCAAAGAUUUUUUUUAUUUUUUAUUAUUUUCUCUCUUUUUAACGGUUAUUUUACUUUUUGUACAAAAUACAUUCAAUUCAUUACAUAUUUACAAUUACAUUUAAGCAACUCACUCAUAUAUAUAUAUAUAUAUAUAUAUAUAAUUUACAUUUUUUUUUUCUAAUAAAAUAUAAAAAUAAAAAAAUUAUAUUC